Molecule: messenger RNA, 2244 nt
Organism: Aspergillus alliaceus
Lineage: Eukaryota; Fungi; Ascomycota; Eurotiomycetes; Eurotiales; Aspergillaceae
Product: putative GAJ protein
Exons: 6
Coding region: 1-2244 (747 amino acids)
Biological process (GO): carbohydrate transport; transmembrane transport
Cellular component (GO): membrane
Molecular function (GO): carbohydrate:proton symporter activity
Source: RefSeq, a predicted model, not a curated record
AUGGGUUCGGGCACCUUCGAACUUGCCGGUCGGCAGUUCCCAGCGGUGACAUGGUGGAAGAAUCCUGGAAUGAGAAAGACAUAUAUCUGUCUAGGAUUCGUGGUGCUCACGUCGGCCACAAAUGGUUACGAUGGAUCGAUGAUGAACGGUCUGCAGACCCUGCCUCCCUGGCAGGAUUACUUCAACCAUCCGAGUGGCUCUCUUCUGGGAAUUCUUAGUGCCAUCAUGUCUUUGGGAUCUCUGGCAGCUUUACCCGUCGUGCCUUAUAUUGCGGAUCUUUUGGGACGCCGGAUGGGUAUUUUGAUCGGUUGCCUGAUCAUGAUCCUGGGCGUUGUUUUGCAGAGCAUCAGUGCGAAUUACGGCAUGUUCUUGGCCGCGCGAUUUUUGAUCGGUUUUGGCGUCGCCAUCGCUCACGGCGCUUCUCCGCUAUUGAUCACUGAGCUGGUGCAUACCCAGCAUCGUGCUAUCUUCACUACAAUUUAUAAUACAACAUGGUACCUGGGUGCCAUUGUCGCAGCAUGGCUUACUUUUGGGACAAACAAUAUCACAAACAACUGGUCUUGGAGAACCCCAACAAUCGUGCAAGCUGCGCCGUCGGUCCUCCAGGUCAUUUUCAUCUGGUUCGUCCCCGAGUCACCCCGGUUCCUCAUCUACAAAGGCAAGCAUGAGCAGGCCCUCAAAGUUAUGGCGGAUUGCCACGCCAAUGGCGAUCAAGAUGAUGAAGUGGUUCAACUGGAAAUGCACGAGAUAAAAGAGACAAUCCGGCUGGAGAAAGAGCUUGAAAGCAACAGUUGGAUGGAACUGAUCCGCACCAAGGGCAACCGGCACCGGAUGAUCAUCUGCAUCACGGCCGGUCUGUUUUCUCAGUGGUCCGGAAACGGGCUCGUGUCCUAUUAUAUUUCCAAGAUCCUUGAUCGGAUCGGGUAUACCAGCUCUGUUGAGCAGAACCUGAUCAACGGCUGUCUCAACAUCCUCAACUUGAUCGUGGCCGUGACUAUGUGUUUCUUUGUGGACAAGGUCGGACGACGCAAGCUCUUCCUCAUCUCGACCGCCGGUAUGCUGGUGGCGUUCAUCGUGUGGACCAUUUGCUCCGCCCGGUAUGAGGUCAAUCACGCCUCCGCGGCCGCCAAUGCGGUGGUUGCCAUGAUCUACAUUUACUACUGUUUCUACAAUAUCGCUUGGUCCGGCCUUCUGGUUGGUUACACGGUGGAGAUCCUCCCGUAUAGUAUCCGUGCCAAGGGUAUGACAGUCGUGUGGCUUUGCAUUGAUGCCGCGCUCUUUUUCAACCAAUAUAUCAACCCCAUCGCCCUUGAUAACCUUGGCUGGAAGUACUACAUCUUCUAUUGUGUGUGGCUGGGGGUCGAGCUGGUCGUCGUCUGGUUCUUUUACAUUGAGACGCGUAACACCCCACUGGAAGAAAUUGCUCGCUACUUCGACGGCGACACAGCCAUCGUCGGCGGUGCUGCCGCUACCGAGAAGGCGCGAGAAUUGUCUAAUGCACUGCACGUCGAGGAAGUCGUGCCUGCCAGCGAGACACAGAAGGAACCGGGUCGCCUAACCGAAGAACAGCCACCUAAACUUACGAAGGCAGAAAAACAAGCCCGGAUCGUCUCCCACCUUCGCUCCACGGGGACCUGUCAUACCCUCAAAGACCUGGAGAAGAUGCUCCCCUCGGUCGCCUCGAUCAACGGGAUGCAAGUAAAGGAGUACCUGCACGAACUGGCCGAUGAGGGACAGAUCCGAAUGGAGAAGAUUGGCAGUGGGAAUUGGUAUUGGUCGUUCGCUGAAGAGGAAAAGAAGGAACGGGAACGACGGGUGGAAGAGCUCCAGAAAGAAGUGGAUCGUGUACGGCGCAGUAACGAGGAACUGGACCAACAAUUGGCGGUCAGGAAACGGCAGAAGGAGGAAGACGAGGCCACGCUGGAGGCUGGUGAGCGAGAGAAGUUGAUGCGGGAAAAAGCGGAGUUGGACGCCGAAUGUGGGCGGCUACGAACGGAGUGGCUGGCAGUGUCUACAAGGGAGAAAGAGGGGGAGAGGGAUUUAUUGAAUAAGGGGAUUCAGGAGUUGAAGGAUGAGGUGCAAGAGUUUCGACGGGAGGCGGAGAUGUGGACGGAUAAUAUCUACGUGUUGGAAGGGUAUAUCAAGAAAGUGGCCGGGGGGGAUCGAGAAGUGAUUGAGGCAAUACAGCGAGAAUGUUAUGGGGAAGAAUAUGUGGAAGGGGAAGGAUUACGCGAGUGGGAGUAG